Molecule: messenger RNA, 966 nt
Organism: Aspergillus nomiae NRRL 13137
Lineage: Eukaryota; Fungi; Ascomycota; Eurotiomycetes; Eurotiales; Aspergillaceae
Exons: 5
Coding region: 1-966 (321 amino acids)
Source: RefSeq, a predicted model, not a curated record
AUGGGAUCUGGGAAUAAUAGCAAUGCCCUUAUCAUAGUAACCGCCGUGUUCUUCGGGAUAUCACUGGUGGCGGUUUGUCUACGAUGUUUUGUGCGGUUGAGAAUCGUGCACGCAUUCGGAUGGGACGAUGCAUUGAUUGUGACGGCGAUGGUGUUCAAUGUGGGAUUCGCCACCUGUACCUUCCUCAGCGCCUCCUCUGGCACAGGGAAAACGCCGGAAUACCUUGCGACCCGACCUGACGACGUCCUCUGGUGGCUGGGACAGAUCAUCUAUAUCAUCACCGUGACGAUUGCUCGACUAUCGAUUGCCAUCACCUUACUCCGUCUCACGGUGGAGCGUAUCCAUAAAUGGAUUCUCUAUGGAGUGAUGGCCCUGUCCACGGCGGUGGGGAUAGUCUUUCUUUUCCUCUCCAUCUUCCAAUGCCAGCCAGUCUCCUACUAUUGGAAUCGCCUCUGGAUGGAAGGCCACUGCCUGGACAUGAACUCGCUUCUCGGGGUGGUCUACAUGUACAGCGCCGUCGCGGCGGCCUGUGAUUUCACCAUGGGCCUUCUUCCCGUAUCCCUCAUCUGGAGGCUUCAAAUGGAUAAUCGGACGAAACUUGCCGUGGCCGGGAUCUUAGGCAUUGGUUGCAUAGCGAGCGCUGCUGUCAUCGUCCGCAUCCCUUUUCUCAGCUCAGCAAAGAGCCCAGACUUUCUCCACGCAACCACCCAGAUCUCAAUCUGCUCCAACGUUGAAGCUUGCUUGGGCAUCACCGCCGGUAGUCUUGCGACCGUGCGCCCGAUCAUCCGCAUGUGGUCCCGGAUGGCUUCGUCCAUUCCCAGCCAGCAUAGCUUGAUCGCUUCACAUCCCAUUGCUAGCAAACGUCGCGGUACUGUCGAUAGUCGCGAAGAUGCCACCAGCUAUUCCACUUACGCCAGCCAUACCGCACCAUCUCAAUGGCCUCAGAGUCCCAAUUCUAUGGCAUAG